AUGCAGAUACCCUAUUAUCGAUUCGGCAUGGCUGUAGGAAUUGGGGAGAUGAGCAUUGUUCAUCCGGUCCUAUUUGCACUGAUUCUUCUAUCGGACUUGUUGAACUCAUUUCGGAUUGUCCGGGCGUCUGGACGUGAUGACCAGUGGGAUGCACUGAAUCGCAUUCCGUUCGUAUCGAUCGGGUCUAGACGACUGAGCCGAAUAAGUCGAGCGGAUUAUGAUGGUCGAUUACGGGAUUCCGCGAACAAACGUCUGACCGGUCAAAUCUGUUGGACUGCGGAGGGCGGUCUUGAACGAAUCACGCUACAGUUCAGCGAUUUAUCAACAAAAAUCCUUCGUUUCGAACUUGUUGCUACUACCAAUUGA
Molecule: messenger RNA, 366 nt
Organism: Echinostoma caproni
Lineage: Eukaryota; Metazoa; Platyhelminthes; Trematoda; Plagiorchiida; Echinostomatidae
Source: the annotation of a GenBank genome assembly